Messenger RNA from Lottia gigantea (owl limpet), 2256 nucleotides. RefSeq lists its product as hypothetical. NCBI's taxonomy places the organism in Eukaryota, Metazoa, Mollusca, Gastropoda, Lottiidae. The record is from RefSeq and is a predicted model, not a curated record. The coding region runs from base 284 to 787 and encodes 167 amino acids. The transcript has 7 exons.
AUCUGUUUCCUUAUGCUUGUAGGCUACCAACUAUUUUUCAAGCCCAAGUGUUAUACUAGUAAACAAGAUGAUGAUUUUAAGAAUUAAAUGCCGGUAAUACUGUAAACUAAACUGUGUGGUACUUUGUUGUGUUCGUUCAUCGCUACAGUGCUGAAGUGAAACUGAAACUGAAGAAAACACCGACAAUCCAUCAUUUGACUUGGCAUCAUCAAUCAAAAUCAAACCUGUGAUGUUAACCAUAAAUGCAACAUAUUUUGAUUUUUAAAAGACAUCUGUGAUAAAGAUGGAGUUAACAACCAGUAAAUCAAAGGACAGUAAAAGUCGAUCACACCCAAGCACUACUUCUAGUAAAAAACAUAUGACUCUGGCAACAACCAAGAAGAAUGAUAGUACAUCAGCUAUUCACAAAAAAAAGGAUGUAGAAGAUCCACUAUCAGAAAGACCAUGUAAAGAACAUUCUUUUCUAACCGAUGUCGCUGAUGUGAGAGAGAUGGAACAAGGUCUUUUACAAUUACUUGAAAAAUUCCAUUCUGGGAAACUGAGAGCAUUUGGUGGUGGAUCAGUUUUUGACCAAAUGGAUCAGAUUCGUGAACAACAGGAAAGAUUGGCUCGACUUCAUUUUGAUUUAGAUGUACAACAAGAUAUGCAUAGGUUAAAUUCAGAUGAAGCGAGGUCAGCAGCCAAUGAUAAUCUCAAUAAAUUAAUAGGACAGCUUCAAGGAUUGAGUUCAUCAAUUCAAACUCUACAUACAGGUGAUGGUGAAGUUGAAAGGAAAGCUGCCAACUGACUUGAGAUCUGAUACCAGUCUAGUACUAGAAGAUACAUUGUUAUUUAUUGGUUAAUGUGCAUGUUUAAACCUUUUUACCUGUGAUUGAAUGUAUACUUGCUGUGCAAGGGGUUGAUUUUAUCUCAAAGAUUUUUUAAAUAUGAAGUUACAACAUAUCUAUAGUCAACCACACUAUUAAUAUUUAUUUCAAUUUUUAUUUGGGUAAUUUAAUUCUUAAUUUACAUAUAUAGGCCUACCAGAUGGGAAGGAUUUUUAUUUCUAUUUGGACGGAGGUAAAUUAACUUUUAAACAAGGCCUCAAAUUCCUUUUUUGUCAUCUUCAGAAAAUUGUAGGUUUUAGUUCAAAAUGAUUUGUGUUCAAACUUGUAUUGUUCUCUAAGAAAUUCAGGUUAUUCUGAAAGGAACUGAUUAGGUUCAAUUUUAUCAGCUGAAGAUUUGACAAAUAUAAAUCUAUAAGUAAAAAAAGAUCUAGUCAAAUGAAGUCCCAAAUAUUUUCUCUGUCUCCUAUGUUGUUCCCUCCCUUGUUCUACUAAGAGGGGCUGACAUGGAAAAAGUGUGUAGUCGUUCGGAUGGGACAAUAAACCAAGGCCCUGUGUGCUACAGACUGUGCACGUUAAAGAUCCCUCAAAAUCUGGAAACGAAAAAGAGCUAAUGCCGCUGUCUUGGCAAAAAUUUCCCUCAUUGCACCUUGCAUGGCGUUGCCCAUCUUCGUUAGCCCACAUGGUGCUGAAAAGUAGGAUGUAAAAUUCAUUUCAUUUCCCUUACUAUAUAUUAAUGUUAACUGUUUAAACCUAAAGUCAUAUCAUUAUACACUAUGUCUAUUUUUACCUCAGUAUUUAUUGACGCAUUAUAUAGAAAUAUUUAAUCAGAACCUGAAAGAUGGGAGUUUCACAACAUGUUUCAGGUUCAGUUUUAGUAUUUAACAAUAUUUUCCAGAUUCUGUUGUAAUAUUUCUAUAUCGCUCUACAAUUUCUGUAUUGAGCACUAUUAUGAUAAUGUGAUAAGCUUUUAUUAUUAUGUUAGUAAUAUUUUUCAUUGCUACUGAAAAUGUUAAUCUUUUCUUUAUGAUGAAGUCUGUUUUAUCAUAUUUUUUCAUAUUAAACUAAUUGUUUUCAUAUUUUACAUUGUUACGUUUAGUAUCAGUUACAACUUUUGUGUUGUACAUGUCUUAUUUAUUUAAUGGAAACAUUUUCAUGAAAGAAAUCUUAUUUUAAUCAGUUAUUCUCUUUGCAGUGUCAGUUAUUAGUAUAAUUAUAAGGACACCUCAAUAGGGUACUAUAAUGUAUGAAAGAGAGACCUGUCAUUGUUGAUAUGUGUGGUUACAAUACAUACCAUCAAAGGAUUGAUUUCCAUGUUAUGUUUCUGAUAAUAUACAUUAUUUAAUGCAUGACAUUCCCAUUUCAUUAUAGAGUUUUAUUUGUUGUUUACUGCUUGAGUGUAUAUUGUAAUAUUAAAAAUUGUUUAUCAAAU